AUGAAUCUCGUGUCACAGCGAGGUCAAGCUCCACAGCAAGCAGGUGGACCCCCAGGCAGUGCAGGCUCACCAGGCUCAAAGAUUCAACCUGUCGAGGGCCUACGAAACUUGUAUGGUGUGAAAGAGGACUGCGAGCUACUCGUACACUAUGGCUAUCUCAAAGAGUCGCCUUCUCUAUCGCUUCUUCGAGAUGAUUCUGCAGCACGAGAGGGAGGCUACCUGCCACUGUGGCAUGAACAUGUCGUGUACGAUUCCAAUGCCACCGAAUUCAGCACCCAGGUCGGAAUCGGCCCUUUGCCAAAUGAGGAGGGCCGUGAGGGGACUGCGAUGGACUGA
This is a messenger RNA of Cladocopium goreaui, 336 nucleotides long. Lineage: Eukaryota; Dinophyceae; Suessiales; Symbiodiniaceae. The record is from the annotation of a GenBank genome assembly.